AAUCACAAUGGAUUUGAUAUUAUCCCGCUUGAAGCAACUCACCGCUGAUGAGCUUAGAGAAGAAAUUGUAAAAACGGGACUGAAGUGUGGACCCGUUACCUCAACCACUAGGUCUAUUUUUGAAAAAAAAUUGGCUCGAGCUUUGUUGGAACAGCAAGGAGCAUUGGAGGAGAAAGGAUCUAGUCUUUCAAAGGAGGCUGCUGGAAACAUCCCUUCUGAUAGCAGCCAGACAGAGACACGAAAGGCUUUGAAAACCUCAGCAAUGAAUCACAACCAUCAUGGAAAUGCUGCUGAGGAGGUAGACUUCGGGUACUGUGUAGGUCUGAACCCUCCAGAAGAAGAUGCUGUGAUUCACAGGAACGGUUCAGCUUCAGUUUGUGGAGCAGCGCAUGUUGAUUCACAAAUCAGUGCUCAGACUCCUUCCAAAGAUCCCCCGCUAUACUAUGGUGUUUGUCCAGUCUAUGAUGACAUAUUGGCAAGAAAUGAGAGAGUACAUGUUUAUGAAGAUAAAAAGGAAGCUCUCCAAGCUGUUAAGAUGAUUAAAGGCUCCCGAUUCAAAGCUUUUUCAAACAGAGAAGAUGCUGAGAAAUUUGCUAAAGGAAUCUGCGAUUACUUUCCAUCUCCGAGCAAGUCCUCUUUAUGUCUAUCUCCAGUGAAGAUGGGAUCAUUUAACAGAGAUGGCUUGUGCUCCCCUGAGACUGAAACUGCUAAUAAGGAAAGGGCCAACAGUUACAAGAGUCCACGUACUCAAGAUCUUACUGCUAAACUUCGGAAAGCUGUUGAAAAAGGAGAUAUAGCAACAUUUUCAGAACUUAUCUGGAGUAACCCUCGCUAUCUGAUUGGAUCUGGAGACAAUCCAACAGUUGUUCACGAGGGGUGUAGGUACAACGUCAUGCAUGUUGCUGCCAAGGAGAAUCAACCUGCUAUCUGCCAGUUAUUACUAGACACUUUGGAGAAUCCCGAGUUUAUGCGGCUCAUGUAUCCUGAUGACAAUGAUACAAUGUUGAAGAAGCGCAUCCGAUAUAUUGUUGACCUUUACCUUAAUACACCGGAUAAAAUAGGAUUUGAUACUCCAUUGCAUUUUGCCUGCAAGUUUGGGAAUUUGGAUGUUGUUAAUGUGCUUACCUCACAUCCAACUAUUGUAAAAAAUCCAAGAAAUAAGUAUGAUCAAACUCCGGCACAGGUGGUUUGUGAAAGAAGCAAGAAUAAAUCUGCAGAACUGAAAGAAAAGAUAAGAGAGUAUUUGCAAGGUCGAUACUAUGUACCGCUCUUGAGAGCAGAUGACAAUUCCUCAGCUCCUGUAAUUGGUGCACCAUGGUCGCCCGAUCAGACGGACGGUAGCCCCCAAACAUCUUUACCCAUGUACCAUGGCAGCCCCAAAGAUCCAGUGCUGUCAAUAAGAGCUUUUGCAGGCCCUAUGAGCCCCUCCAAGGCUGAAGAAUUCCGCAGGCUUUGGAAGACUCCGCCUCGAGAGAGAGCUGGCUUCUUUCACAAUGUCAGGAAAUCUGAUCUGGAAAGAGGUGUUGAAAGAGUUGGAAGGGAGUUAGCUCAUGAACAGGGGUUCCCGUGGGUUGAAUACUGGGAAUUUCUGGGCUGUUUUGUUGAUCUGUCUUCCCAGGAGGGGUUGCGAAAAUUAGAAGAGUACCUGAGUCAUCAGGAAAUGAGCGAAAAGGCUCAGCAAGAAACAGGGGAAAAUGAAACCUGCAACAGAUACAAAACUCCACAUCCUUCUGGCAAGAGUAAGAAGUGCUGCAAUUCUAUUUCUGUUGGAGCAUUUUUGGAUGAGGACGAUGAUGACAUGAGCUUAGAAGAAAUCAAAAACAGACAGAAUGCGGCACGUAAUAACAGUCAACCUCUUGCAUCUAAAGAACCUAGCAUAGAUGCUCUUGGGGACUCCGAGUGUGAUAUCUUGUCAAUGGAGCGUGCAGUCAACAUCAUAGAAACGUCAGAUCACCCCAGGCACUAUGAAAAGGCAGUUUCUUCCAGCAGAAAUGGGUUUUGUAAUCCUGUGGCCAGUGAAAGGAUAAUUAGUGACAGAAAGCAUUUGCGUGAUGGAGAAGAAUGCCUGGUGUCCCAUGUCUGCAAUUUAAUGCCAAAAUUUGAAAGACUGUCAUUCCGAGAGCAAGAGGUAGCAGGAGAAUCGAGUAAAAUCACUGAAAAAAGUGGGAAUGUGGGAAUUCUGGCUGAAGGAACAAGUCAGGUGAGAACAUCCAAGGACCAGCUGGAUAAGACUUGCUUUGCAAUUUCACUGGCCAACCCUGCUGAGCCAAGUGUUACGGGUAGACCUGGAGAGACCAAGUUAAGGACAGAAAAAAUACCUUCAGAAAUGGAGAGAUCUGUGGAAUCUGGAAUUCAGACUAAUGAGGCACGAAAAUGUCAAGAAUCUUCUUCCCAGAAAUUUCUUUUGAAGACGUCACCCACAAAUGAGAAUUCUAAGAAGUUAUUUCUCCUUGGGGAGCAGCCAUCAAAACUGGAUAGUGAUGUCUUAGCAGCUAUAGAAGCAGCAGAGAUUGAUCCACAGAAGUACCCUGUUAUUUGCAAGUGGAAACAUGCAGUGGAGUCCUACUCUUCAUCUGACAGGCAAAGUUGGCCAAGUCCAGCUCUGAGGGGAAGAUUCAAGUCCCAAACCGUUGCUGCUGGCCCUCCAAAUGCCUCUGUGUAUUCUAGUCCAGGAAGAAAUAGUCCAGUGCUGGGCAGUCCAGGAAAAUACAGCCAUGCAGCCGCCUUGUCUCCAGACCUGGGGAGUCCUGGACGCUACAGCCCAGCUUGUGUCAACCACGCGCUCUUAAAACUGCGUUACUUUUCAGAGCCUCCUGCCCACUAAAAUAUGUUUCAUCUUCUCGGGACUUCAAUUAUAUUUUCUUUGUUAGAGUGGAG
This is a messenger RNA of Tinamus guttatus (white-throated tinamou), 2877 nucleotides long. The record is from RefSeq and is a predicted model, not a curated record. Lineage: Eukaryota; Metazoa; Chordata; Aves; Tinamiformes; Tinamidae.